Messenger RNA from Seriola dumerili (greater amberjack), 1437 nucleotides. Its product is annotated as charged multivesicular body protein 1b-2-like. Gene Ontology annotation, biological process: endosome transport via multivesicular body sorting pathway; late endosome to vacuole transport; protein transport. Lineage: Eukaryota; Metazoa; Chordata; Actinopteri; Carangiformes; Carangidae. The record is from RefSeq and is a predicted model, not a curated record. Bases 117 to 719 code for a protein of 200 amino acids. Gene Ontology annotation, cellular component: ESCRT III complex; multivesicular body. The transcript has 8 exons.
GUAGCCUGAAAAAUCAAAACAAACUACUCUGGGAAAUAAGCUAGUGGCUGAAUGCUACUCUGUGUCUGUAACUACAUUACCAGACUGAGUAGUUGUCUCAGAAAGAGACCGUCAUCAUGUCGAAUAUGGAGAAAUACUUGUUCAACCUCAAGUUUGCUGCCAAGGAGCUUCAGCGAAACUCAAAGAAAUGUGUCAAAGAGGAAAAGGCAGAAAAAGCUAAAGUGAAGCAGGCUAUCCAGAAGAAUAAUGUGGAGGCAGCCAGGAUCCAUGCAGAGAAUGCCAUCCGCCAGAAACAUCAGUCCAUUAACUUCUUGAGGAUGAGUGCCCGUGUGGAUGCUGUGGCAUCCAGGGUCCAGACUGCUGUCACUAUUAACCAGGUGUCUAAAUCCAUGUCUGGGGUCGUCAAGAGUAUGGAUGCUACACUGAAAAGCAUGAACCUGGAGAAGAUCUCUGCAUUAAUGGACAAGUUUGAAAACCAAUUUGAAACUCUUGACGUGCAGACAGCUCAGAUGGAAGACACUAUGGGCAACACCACAACUCUGACAACACCUCAGAAUGAGGUGGAUAUGCUGUUGCAUGAGAUGGCUGAUGAAGCAGGUUUGGAUCUUAACCUGGAGCUUCCUUCAGGCCAGAUUUCCUCACUGGCCUCAUCUGUGGCAUCAACAGAGCAGGAUGAGCUCUCCCAGAGGCUGUCUAGACUGAGAGACCAGGUGUCAUAAUGAUGCAGAAAAUAACAAGAUCAGGAGGAGGGAGAAGAGCAAGAGAAGCAAGAAGAGACAAGGAGUGAACAGAGUAAAAGAAAAAGUGGAGAAUAAAUGAAAAAAGGUGCAAUGUGCCUGCAAGCUCUGUGCCCUCCUUUGUGUUCCCGGUUUUGUUUCUCUUGUGAGGAAUAAAGGAGUUGCCUCAUAGCAGAAAAGGAUUGUUGGAAGAGAGGUGUUGUUUACAGUCCUGGUAUUAACUGCAUUGCUCGUUCAUUUGCACACUCGUAUUAUUAUUUAUUAUCUCAGAUAUAGGACACCACUGUGUUAUAUGUUUAUUUAUUUUUACUUGUGUAUUAUAUAAUAACUCAUACCUCAUACCAAAUGGGUUAUACACUACAUAUAAAAUAUAAAGAGCAAUAUCUUUAUUUAUGUGUGUAUUUAUUUAUUUACUGACUGGAUGUAACUAAGGGCAUGUUUACUAUUUUUCCUGCAUGACUGAGGAUGUGAAGACUCCUGUUUUUUGCUUCCAGUUUUGGCUGUACUGGUGUGACCCAAGUUUAUUACAUUUUUUUAUAUUUUACCCAAAAAGAGAUUUUUAGAUAAAUGUUUGCCUUAAGUAUGCUUCCAAUGCAGCUGGAAUAUUAUUGAUUGUCUUCAUGUAGCGGUAACCACUAUGGUGGAUUACCAUGCACUUAUAUGCACAGACAGACAGUCAUUAAAAGAGUUUUUAAAAUGU